Messenger RNA from Pistacia vera, 466 nucleotides. RefSeq names its product actin-related protein 4A. The record is from RefSeq and is a predicted model, not a curated record. Gene Ontology annotation, cellular component: SWI/SNF complex; NuA4 histone acetyltransferase complex. NCBI's taxonomy places the organism in Eukaryota, Viridiplantae, Streptophyta, Magnoliopsida, Sapindales, Anacardiaceae. Gene Ontology annotation, biological process: regulation of transcription by RNA polymerase II. The transcript is spliced from 5 exons. Bases 28 to 459 code for a protein of 143 amino acids. Gene Ontology annotation, molecular function: chromatin binding.
UCUCUCACUCUCUCUGAAGCUCCAAUCAUGUAUGGAGGAGAUGAAGUAUCGGCCAUAGUUAUCGACUUGGGCUCUCACACCUGUAAAGCUGGUUACGCCGGUGAAGAUGCUCCCAAGGCCGUCUUUCCUUCUGUUGUUGGGUCAAUUGAUCAAAUGGAUGUUGAUGACUCUGGAAAUGCUGAGAGAAAUAGUGGGUCCGGUGUGGAUUCUAAGAACAAUGUUGAUUCGAACAAAGGGAAAGGAAAACGCAAAUUGUAUGUAGGAACACAAUCCUUAGGGUAUCGCCGUGACCAUAUGGAGGUUCUAUCACCCUUUAAGGAUGGAAUUGUUGCUGACUGGGAUAUUGUGGAUAGUAUAUGGGAUCAUGCUCUUAGGGAAUGUUUGUUAGUUGAUCCCAAAGAGCAUCCAAUGCUACUUGCUGAACCAUCUUCAAACACUCAACAACAGAGGGAAAGGUGAUCUGCCA